This is a messenger RNA of Rhagoletis pomonella (apple maggot), 2178 nucleotides long. Its product is annotated as peptide transporter family 1-like. The record is from RefSeq and is a predicted model, not a curated record. The transcript has a single exon. Bases 1 to 2178 code for a protein of 725 amino acids. Gene Ontology annotation, molecular function: dipeptide transmembrane transporter activity. Gene Ontology annotation, biological process: oligopeptide transport; transmembrane transport. Gene Ontology annotation, cellular component: membrane. NCBI's taxonomy places the organism in Eukaryota, Metazoa, Arthropoda, Insecta, Diptera, Tephritidae.
AUGACUACUGGUUUGAUUGAGAAAGUAAAUUCCGCUGAGUGCGAAGAAAUCGGGGCGCGCGCGCCAAACAUAAUCGAACGCGAAAAACCUCCAACAAAGUACCCCAAAUCGGUCGCAUUCUUUAUCACCAAUGAGUUCUGUGAUCGCUUCACUUAUUAUGGAUUGCGUACGAUUCUCGCGUUGUAUCUCACCACCAAAUUGCACUACGACAAGGAUACGGCGACUGUACUUUACCAUUCUUUUACCAUGUCAGUGUAUCUAUUUCCAAUAGUUGGCGCCAUUAUCGCGGACUGUUGGUGGGGUAAAUUCAGAACGAUUCUUUACUUCUCGAUGGUGUAUGUCUUAGGUGCACUGAUUUUAUCGCUUGCCGCCAUACCGCCGCUACAACUGCCGGUGAAGGUGAUCACCCUACUCGGUCUAGUGCUGAUCGCGCUGGGCAAAGGUGGCAUUAAGCCGUGCGUUUCGGCCUUCGGCGGUGAUCAGUUCCGCAUGCCAGAGCAAGCCAAACAGCUAGCCACCUUCUUUUCGAUUUUCUACUGCGCCAAUAACGCCGGUUCUACCAUCGCCUCCGUAAUCACACCAAUGCUGCGUGAGGAUGUGCAUUGCUUUGGUGAUAUGAAUUGUUUUUCGUUGGCUUUCGGUGCGCCAGCGGUGCUUAUGUUACUCUCGGCUGUGAUCUUCAUUGCUGGCCGCAAAUUGUAUGUGGUUAAGCCACCUGCUGGCAAUAUUAUAUUCGGCGUUUCAAAAUGCAUUUCGCGUGCCAUUACCGGUUGGCGACGUGAGCGCAAGACAAAUCCACGCAAACAUUGGCUGGACUAUGCGGAGCCGACUUCGGGUCAAAAGAUGGUGGCCGAUACCAAGUUGCUGCUGAAGAUACUUACGCUAUUUUUGCCAUUUCCCGUCUUCUGGGCGCUUUACGAUCAGCAAGGCUCACGCUGGACCUUCCAAGCGACACGAAUGAAUGGCGAAACAUUCGGUUAUGUCAUUAAGCCAGAUCAGAUGCAGGUCGCCAGCCCGUUACUAAUUCUCGUCAUGAUACCGCUAUUCAACUAUGUGAUCUACCCCAUUUUGGCGAAGCUGGGCAUUAAGCGACCUUUGCAAAAGCUCACGCUUGGUGGCCUACUGGCCGCCGUUGCUUUCCUGCUCUCUGCCUUGCUCGAUGUCCAACUGAAUACCGUCGAUGUAACGCUUCCUACGGAAUUCGACGCCCAUCUGCGCAUAUAUAAUGGUAUGCCCUGUGCCUACCGUUUUGCUACGCCGCUACCGAAUCGGCCGGAAUUUGUUGAACCACUUGGCUUGUUGGAGGCUAAGUCGUUGUCCGUACCGCAGUCACACGUUUAUGUAUACAACGCCACCUCAGCGAGCCUACGUUGCAAGGACUUCUCAGGCGCGUUUCGGCUGACACCUGGUAAGGAGACCAGCUACUACAUUUCCGACGAAGGCAUGCAGGAGUUUUUCGACUCGUCGGCUAAACCAAAGCUUGGUUCGUCAAUGGUGCGCGUGUUGCUAAAUGUGCCGGCCAACGAGAGCGCUAUCACCUUAACUGUUGAUGAAGCGGAGACACCGAUGCCUUUGGUCCUUCACAGCGUCACCCAGGUGGUGUACGUCGCACCUGGAGAAACCAAGUUGCAGCUGGCGAAUAAGCAAAUCACAAGCAUAAAUACGAAGAGUGGUGGCGUAUACGCUCUACUGGUACAGGGUAAUACCAUAGAUGGCUUCAACUCGAAAUUGCACGCCAUUGCCCAGUCAAAUCGCAUUCAUAUUAUGUGGCAACUACCUCAGAUAAUUGUGAUGACAGCAGCUGAAAUCAUGUUCUCCAUAACAGGCUUGGAAUUUUCAUACACACAGGCACCACCGAGUAUGACGUCCAUAUUGCAAGCCUGCUGGCUCCUCUCCAUCUCUAUCGGCAACUUGUUGGUGGUGGUUAUAGCUGAAUUGAAAUUAUUCAAGUCGCAGGCUGCUGAAUUCGCACUUUUUGCGGCCAUCAUGAUUGUUGACAUGCUCAUUUUUAUCUUACUUGCUAUUCCAUAUAAAUAUGUGGAGCAUGGCAGGGAUGAGCAAGCGAAUCAAGUGGUGGCUACAACCGGCACUUGCAAGCACAGAGAAGCAGAGAGGAAACCUUACACGGGCAGUAAAGGAAAUGGGCAAGUCAAUGAGGUUUACGAAGGAGGACAUUAA